Molecule: messenger RNA, 1814 nt
Organism: Aegilops tauschii subsp. strangulata
Lineage: Eukaryota; Viridiplantae; Streptophyta; Magnoliopsida; Poales; Poaceae
Molecular function (GO): fatty-acyl-CoA binding; protein binding
Source: RefSeq, a predicted model, not a curated record
CGUCCCGGCCAAAAUCCCCAUCCGCCUCUCCCCUCCGCUCCCCUCCGCUUCGUCUCCGAUGAGUUCCUUGCUCUUUCGAGAUCAGCGGAAGGAGGAGGAGGACGACGCGCCCACCGCGCCGGAGGCGCCUCCCUCCCCCCCGCCGGUCGCUGGGAAGGAGGAGGAGCUCCCCGCGGCUGAGCCCGCGGCGCAGACGGCACCUCCCCUCCCCCUCCCCCUCGCCGGGAAGGAGCAGGAGGAGGAGCUCCCCGCGGCGCAGACGGCGCCUCCCCUCCCCCUCCCCCUCGCCAGGAAGGAGCAGGAGGAGGAGCUCCCCGCGCCCGCGCCAACCAUCCCCGUCACCAUGUACGACAUCUCCAGAGACAGGUUUUUCCAUCUCGCGUUACCGAAGACUCCCCCCGCUGAGCUGGCCGUCAUAAACCUCCCCGCGGACGCAACCCGGGCUCAGAUUCAGCGGGCCGCCGAGAUGCUCAUCGAGCCGUAUAUGUUCGGUGGUGGUGGUGGUGGCGGUGGUGGUGGUUGCGAUCCUUACGAUACCUCCAGCGACGACGAGACCCCCUUCACCGACGACGACUCCGACGACUACGUCGGCGGCGGCGGCGGCGGCUGGAGCUACGGCAGGGGCGGCGGCCCCGCGCCAACACCGUGGAGGCCCGAGGAUUUCGAGUUCAUCAUGGCAGGAAUCAAACCGAUUUACAAAUCUGAGGCGGGCCAGGACCAGAACCAGAUCCACAUCCCAAAGGUCAAGCGCCGCUUGGAGGGCAAGGAUCUCGAGAAGGAGUUCAACGCCGCCUCCGACUUCGUCCAGGCCUGCACCUUGAGCGUCCCCGAUGGUCUGUAUCUCCGGUUCUACGGCCUCCAUAAGAUCGCCACCGAGGGGCCCUGCACCGCGCCGCCGCCCUUCCCCCACAAGCUCAAGCCCCACAACGAGUGGAAUGCGUGGAACAACUUGGGUGAUAUGAGUCCAGAAGAAGCUAUGAACGAGUAUAUCGCCGCUGCUCGUGAGCUCUUCCCCAGCUGGGCCCAAGCUUAUUAUACAAGAAUGAAAGAUGAGGAAACCAGUGCGUCUGCAACAGGCUCAAAGGGGCCAGGACCUGCAUCGAAAACAAAUGAAUUAGAACUUGGCGAGAUACAUGUUUCUGCAAGGGAAGGAGAAAUCGAAGAUCUUAAAAAGCAUAUGGAGGCUGGAGUAGCAGUCAACACAAGAGAUAGCAGAAAGAGAACUCCUUUGCAUUUGGCUGUGGACCAUGGUCACCUAGGUGCUGUCGAGCUUCUUGUCAGUUCAAAUGCAGAUGUCGAUGCUCAGGACGAUCAAGGUCAGACACCACUUCACUAUGCUGUCCGUCGUGAGAAGGAAGACAUCGCCCUACUCCUUGUCAAGCACCGUGCUGAUCUCCAGAUUAAGGACGGCGACGGGAACACCGCACCUGACCUCUGCUCCUCGGCCUGGCCGUUCCUGAAGCCGGCAAACUGAUGUCGCACAAUUAGCUCAGGCAAUACGUUGACUAAGAAACAUACCGUGCUCCUCGAUCGAUUAGCUAAAUGAACCAGAUGACACCUCAUCGAAUACAUAGGCUGUUUUUUUUUUUUUGCGCAUAGAAUACAUAGGCUGUUGCCAAAACGUCGAAAGAUAUCUCAGUACAGGGUAGACAUCUUGUACAGUAGUUCGUGUAUACGGUUUACACUGUUAGUGUGUGUUUAUGCUGCACGCCAACGGUUUGGCCGGAAACAUAUAUGAAUAUCAGGUCUCGCGGCCGAAAAUUGUGAAUAUUCAUUCUCUCAUUGUUAAUUCUCCUGCUAGGCAUUCAAAUUUC